Molecule: messenger RNA, 5687 nt
Organism: Schistocerca nitens (vagrant locust)
Lineage: Eukaryota; Metazoa; Arthropoda; Insecta; Orthoptera; Acrididae
Gene: Gbs-76A
Product: glycogen-binding subunit 76A
Exons: 5
Coding region: 110-2284 (724 amino acids)
Biological process (GO): regulation of glycogen biosynthetic process
Cellular component (GO): protein phosphatase type 1 complex
Molecular function (GO): protein phosphatase 1 binding; glycogen binding
Source: RefSeq, a predicted model, not a curated record
UCUGGAGUGCUGUCGCUACUGAAGAAUUUUUAUUUUCAUUCUGAUUGCUCUUAUUUAAUAGAACCUGGCGCCGCUAAAGCUGUGCAGCUCCGACAGGUCUGGGGAGCGCAUGACGGCGGAGCAGCAGGGGCAGCCGCACGCGCAGGCGCCGCCCCCGCCCCCGCAGCCGGAGCAGUCGCCGUCGCACCAGCCGCAGCAGUCCUCGUGCGGGCUGGGCUCGCUGCUGUCGGCCGGCUGCCGCGGCCGCGCAGAGGCUUUCGCGCGCCGCCUCAGCCGCCGCUUGCAGACGCUGGGCAUGGGAGGCGGCGCGGGGGCGGCGUCUGCCGACGAGGAGCGACCCUUCUGGGCGGCGCCGCCCUCGCAGCCGCAGCCACUGGCGCCGGUGCAAGUGCAGCUGGCGCGCGUGCCCUCGGACGCCGACGUCUUCUACGAUCCCGUGGACAGCCCUGUGGAAGUGGCGCCGCCUGCGGCUGUGACAGCCCCACUGCAGACCUGUUCUUCGGACAGUGACAGCUCUGAGGUGCUGUUCUUCGACCCCGAGUCGAGCACGAGCAACUGCAGCAGCGCCGGCGAGGAUGAGGCGUACGCGGCGUACAACGGGCGCGCCGCCUCCUCCGGCUCGGAGUCGACGUCGACGUCGACGUCGACUUCGGACACGGGCACGCUGUCCGGCCUGUCCAGCAGCUCCUCCAGCGCCGUGCACGUUCAGCUGCCGGGACACGCCAGCGCCAGCGACGAUAGCAGAUCGACCAGGACACCGAGUGAAGAGACCCGGUCGUCUCCUCGGUCGCAGUCGGCAAGUGACGACAGUCGACCCCUGAGCGAGCUGUCAGCGCUCGAACCGACGCCGAGCUCGUACUCCACAAUAGAAGAUUCUGUCGCCACGGCAGAGUUUUCCGUCUUGGAGGACGGAGUGCCCCCUCAGUCGGACAGGCUGAAGGGAAUGCCAGAAGAGGAAGCGGAGGAUGCGCUGAGUGCAGUCGUGGGGAGGCUGGGGCUCACCAACGGCGAAGCUGGACACGGCGGGUGCGACUGCAUAGUGCGCCUGCAUAAUGGCAAGUGCGUCAUCCACCACAACAGUCUGCGUAACGGAACAGACGCGUUGCACCACCGGCCCGAGAGCGAAGUCGACCGCCUCAAAGGCUCGGACCAUCAGGAUAGUAACGGAGCGGCACUGAACGGAGAUUCGGAGACUGAAUACGAGAGGACAUUUGUGUCCGUUGACUUGCAGAUGAACUGUCAGUCGGACGCUGAAGCCGAAGCGCCGGUGGAAGAGGGAGGAGUUACGGACGACGAUGGCCCGCGUGAGCGGAUUAGCGAGGACAAGUCGGCAGAGAACCUGCGUGCUCUGUGCGAAGAAGCCUCUGGGGAACGUGAGGAGAGGCACGAAGAGGCGACGAACGGUGUGUGCGUCGAAGCGGACGGCUCGCAGCAGGUGGAGUGCCGCAUCGUGGUGAGCCGCGAACUGGAGGACGAAACGGAGGCGCAACAGGAGAAGGAGCGGCCUCCCGUCAACGGCAGCGGCAGCGCCUCCAACGACGAGGACGACGACUCGCGGCCGCAGCGCGUCCGCCGCUGCUCGUCCCUCAAGAGCGGCAAGACGCCCCCCGGCACGCCGGGCCGCAAGAAGAUCGUGCGCUUCGCCGACGUUCUCGGCCUCGACCUGGCCGACGUGCGCACCUUCCUCGACGAGAUCCCCAAGAUCCCCAGCUCCGCCUACGACGACCUGCGCGACGUCGACCUGGGCACCUCGGCGCCCAGCUUCCUGCCGGCGCCGACGACGACUAUACUGGGAGAUUCCCAGCAGCAGUCGUUCGCGUUCCCCACCGCCCGCACGCUGGUGCCCCUGUUCCAGCAGCCUUGGACGCAGCCGGACUUCUUGGACCGUGUGCGCGACAGACAGGUGUGCCUGGAGAGCGCCACGCUGCAGGACCCGGCGCUGCUGUCGCUGAGCGGCGUGGUGCGCGUGCGGAACCUGGACUUCCACAAGUCGGUGCACGUGCGCUACACGAUGGACGGCUGGCGCACGUGGGCGGACGUGCAGGCGCGCUACGUGGACGGCUCGUGCGACGGCUUCUCGGACCGCUUCUCGUUCGUGGUGUACGCGGACGCGCUGCCCGCCGGCGGCCGCCUCGAGCUGGCCGUGCGCUUCCAGUGCCGCGGCGCGCAGUUCUGGGACAGCAACGGCGGCGCCAACUACGCCUUCCAGUGCGUCGCCUCCGCCGCCGCCCCCGCGGUCGAGCCGCUCAGCCCCGUCGACGACCGCUGGCCGUCCUUCUACUAGCGGCCCACGGGGUCGGGCCACAGUGACGUCGCGGCGCCGGCCGCUACUGGCGAGACACCUAGCGGCGCAGCUCGCAACCCGGCCGCAAGGCUCGGCUAUUCCGCAGCCUACAACGUCGUACAUAACCACCAUUGUAUACCCUCACCUUCUGCAGUCACAUUUUAAGCCGAAUGUAUUGUGUAGUUAUUGUCAGCGUAACAAAGUGAGAGUGGGACGCGUGCUAUGGCAACUGACAAAUUGAAUAAUCAUUCGGGAAGCGGUCCGCCAGAAGAUUCCUCGUGGUGUAACUCUACUAGAAACUCGAUAAGUUGGAGGGCCUAAACAUCAACAUCAGCUGUUACCUAGUUAAUGCAAACGCUGCGUAAAAACGAAUAUUUAAUCAUCGCGAAUGUGCAAAAAGUAUAUCGAGAAUGCUAAUUGGACACGCUUAUUCAGCUCCGUACAAUUCUCAUAGGAACAGUAUCUCAACAGAAACGCAAGUUACUGUGUUAUUUGCGAAAGACCGAGAAAGAUUCAGAGUGGGUGGUACAUACGUGACACGUAUCCCAUAUUCUAAAAUUAAUUGAUAGAAAGAUAUUUUUGCACAAAAGCCCCUGUUAGGCUUCUAUAUCAUUUUCGAAGAUAGUAUGUUUUAUGGUGAUCGGAAGAUCUAAAGCACAUGAUACUAUGGUUGUGUGGGGAGAUGAAGACGGAGAGAGGGAUUGGGAGAGGGGAUGGGGACGACGGAGGGGGGAGAUAGAGAGAGAGAGAGAGAGAGAGAGAGAGAGAGAGAGAGAGAUAUGUGCCAUGAUCGAGUUCGUAUUUGAUUUCAUCGUCGGUGUGUCGUCGUGAAAUGAAGACCUACGAUGAAAGGUUUUAUAUUUAUUCUUUGUGCUCGGAUUAGCAUGUGCUGCCGAAUACUAUUGUUGUGAAUUCAUUUGCUAAUAAACUCAGAGUUGAGAAACAAAACGUGAAAGAUAUUUCGAUGUGGAAAACAAAACUGAGCAAAAAGAUAUAUAAUCGGACGUCUUGCACCUUAAAGGUUAUUGACACAUAGUUAUUUGAAAUGAAAGUUUGUCGUGCAGAUGGUAUACAACUGGUUGACAUUUUGCGAGUGAUGGUCCUCAAUUUAUUGUUUGGGGAGUCCUGUGGGAGAUAUGGAGAAGCAGAAGUACAAAAUCUCAGAGUGCCAUUGUGAAGUCGAAUGCAGUAUACACACGAACAGCUGAAACUUAACGCAACAUAGGGAUUUCAACUGAUACUGGUUCAUAGAAUUGGUUGCUACCAACGCGGUUUCUUGUUUUGAACUUAAAUAGGUUCACAAGCUGUAUCUAUGGGUUGGUAACUUACAUAGCUGGUCAGGACUUCCCCAUAUGCUCUUCACAACGGAAGAAAUGAAUUUCAGUGUCACUGUACAUAUGUAGAAGAUAUCGCGAUCUGGGACUGCCGUCAUACUAACAGUGCGUCAGUACUCGAAGACUGAAUAAUACACUAGUUUACAUUAUAGAUAUUGAUUGGUAUAAAUACUUUUACGUUGGUCUGAUUUAUAGCUUUAAUUUAUCUUAAACUGAUAAAGUUACAGUUAGGUAGUUCUGUUCAGAAAUGCGCUCACUUUCAAAGAAGAGGACCUGAAGGGAGAGUAGUGAAUAGAAAUUAACAAAAUCUUAGCCCAAUUCAUGCACUAACACACGUCCAUAUUGACACUGAAACGAUAACCUCAUAACACCUUCAUAAUAACGUUGGGCCAACAGUGACACCUUCUUGAAGACGUGAUCAAAGACAAUACUUACCAUAUCACAAACAUGACUAUACUACAUUGUUGCAGAUUGUUAAUAUUUAACCAUUCAAAGAAUCAAUUACAUAAUAAGAGCAGCAAAUAAAAUUUCCUUGCAGUGCAGUAGAGAUAAUUAUUUAAAAUAUGGUUUUUAUAAAUUAUUUCGAAAUAUUUUUGUACUUCAUUAUACUGACUAUUGGUCUGAUGAAUGAUCUGAGAGACAUGUUUUACCCAUUGUGUAUAUCAGUUGACAAAACUGCAAUAUAUGACUGGUGGUAGUUCUUGACAGUUAAUAAUUUUCAGCAAGGAAAUAAACUGCAAAUAUAUGUACAUAUAAACAAUUAAAUAGCAGUUGCAAGUAAGAUGUCUAGCGUUUUAGCAUAAACCUCCGCCGCAGUGCAGUAAUAAUGAAUCUGCCUUACUUUUUGAAAUUGGUUUCUCAGGUGUAGGAAAUAAGAGUUCCUUCAGAUGGGCUAAUAUUCAACUGUUUCUAACAGACAGUAGUUCUCCCAUUUUAUUUAGUUAUCUCUUCAUAUGUUUUUUAUGCAGUGGCCAAAGCUUUUAUUUUUAUAGGAUUCUCAGAUUUCCUUGAAAUUUUAAUUUUUUACGUCUGUUAUGGAAAGAGCGAGUACUAAUGAAUAUUUUCAGUGGUAAAGAUUAACAGUUUUGAAGUAUUCUGUAUUUUAUAGUUGAGGGGUGGUUAAAGUAAUUAUACUGCGGGUCAUUAAUUGAAACACCAAAGCAUAGAGUUUAUUAAAUUGUUGUUCUCAGAUGUUUAUAACGCACUAAUAAAUGAAUAUAAUGCAAUUGAAAUGUGUAUUAGAUACAUGUGUACAAGUUUACACAGCCAGUCAGUUUGAAUAAAAUUCUUCUGGGAUUGUGGUCACGUUCUGUUGUGAUUUUGGGAGAAGGAACUUUAUAUUAACUGAAAAUAGAAUUUAAAUGCUGCCUAGGAAUACAUUGAGAGACAGCACCAACAUUCGACGUAAUCAAACAGGUGGGUAGCACUUAAUAAAAAAAUUAACAGAUUGUGAGUUAAGAGCAUCUUCUAUCACCUUCUCAGAAACUUUUAAAAUUCCAUUGUCAGUUCAUAUUUUUAUCGGUGUAUUUCACAACAUGGUGCCCUCAGAAACCCAGGGACUUUUAUUAAAACUGUGUGUUCAAUAUUUUUGUGAUUGAAGGUAUAUAAAUUAGAAUUUAGGCAUCUGAUGUUUAAGAAAAGUCAUGUGCUCUACUUUCUGCAUCUUGAUGUGACAAAUAGUUCUAUAUGCAAAACAUAAUAAAUUUCAAAAUGUGUUCCUAUCUAUUAAAACGUUAUUUUACUAGGGGUUUAUCGAUCAAUAAAAAAUUGUUAUUCUAAAUGUUAUCACGUAAAUUAUAUAUUACUGCGAAGCAAACGGAUGUUGCAACAGUUGCUGAAGGCAUGUUACAGAGCCAGCCAUCGUAUGAUUGGAUUAGUAGAUUUGAAAGAAAUGUUACAUCUGAGAACAGCCUUUCCAAGUGACACAAUGUGUUAUCUGGUUACGUCAAUAUAGAUAAAAAAUGUCUUGGUAAGCUUUUGUGCAAGUUGUGUUUGUGUGUGCCUGUGUGUGUCUGGUUACAGCAUAGCUCUUAUUAAUUGAAAAAAAACUAUAAAAGUAGGAGGCUUUA